Ruditapes philippinarum (Manila clam) is the source of this 1389-nucleotide messenger RNA. RefSeq names its product beta-1,4-galactosyltransferase galt-1-like. Lineage: Eukaryota; Metazoa; Mollusca; Bivalvia; Venerida; Veneridae. The record is from RefSeq and is a predicted model, not a curated record. The transcript has a single exon. Bases 1 to 1389 code for a protein of 462 amino acids.
AUGCCGUUAGUACACAACAAUGCUUUGGAUGAUAAAGAUUUAAGGCACGUUAUUAACAAUUCAACACCAAAAAUAUCAAAUCAGGAUCUAUACAAAUUAAACUGGAACGAAAAGGAUAAAAUGUUCUUCAAGAAAGUGAGGAAUAUUAUUGAAAAGAGUGAAAUAGUUGACCACCAUAGUACCAGUGAUAGUAUAGAUUGUGACUCAACAACUACCAACAAAUUUUGGCGGAUAAGUGCAGGGAUAUAUGUUUAUUCAGCCUAUUUUGAUACACGCAAUGAAACUGCAUAUAUCCGUAUGAUAGCCGCUGUUUCAAAGGAAAUAAACAAAGUUUAUUUAAACACUACGCUUUCGUGUGUAUUUAAUACAACUGAGGAUGGUGAAAAUAGUUCUGCAACUUCUGUUGUGUAUUCUCCGCUGCAAUCGUAUGAGAUGUGUGAAAAUCAUAAAAGGCUUUUUGGGGGAUGGAUGUUUUCAUGCCAAGUGCCUAAAAACUUAAAAUCGAAACCAUUAAAAAUACAACUGAAGUUUUUAGAUUUGGAUAAUAUUACAAAAUCUACAUUAAAGGACAUUUGUAUAACUUCUCGUCAUAAAAAUAUCAAACGACGGAAAUUAAAUUUUGGUGUUUGUGUACCCCCUUUGUAUGGGGAAAUAAAAGCGAAGUCCCUCAUUGAGUUUAUAGAAUUUAAUAGAGUCCUUGGUGCUGAAAUUUUUAUUUUGUACAUUGAGAAUUCUAUAGAUAAUCUAUCAAUGGAAGUACGAAGCGUUAUACGUUAUUAUGAAAGACAAAACGUAAUUAUUUUUCAUCCAUGGCGACUUCCAUUUACAUCUGAAUCAAUAUGGUACCAUGGUCAAUCACUAGCAAUUAAUGACUGUUUAUACAGAAACAUGGAUGACUUCAAGUAUUUAGUUUUUAUUGAUCUAGAUGAAUUCAUUAUUCCGCAAAAUGAACUGAUAACAUGGACUGACGUCAUUAAUCGAGUUAAAGAGAACGAUCCUGAAAUGUUCAAACGAAGUAUUGGGAUGUCUUUUAAAUCAACAUUCUUUUCGGAAGAGUUUUCAAGACAUGUUUUCUCAAAUGAAAUGAGUAUGACCGUGAGAACAAACAGAACUAGGAACUUCAGUUUCCGCAGAAAUAAAGUGCUGGUUCAGCCAGAGAAAAUCUUUGAACUUGGGAUACAUCAUGUUAGCAAACCACUGCAUGAGAAAGAUAGUCAAAACAUUAUUAACAUCCCAACAUCUGUCGCUCAUAUUCACCAUUAUCGUAGUUGUGUUAAUGAGUUUGGUAUACAUUGUAAAAUUCGUGUUGAAGAUUAUACCGUACCAUAUAAGUAUGGUCAGCAAAUAAUUGAUAAUUACCUAAAAAUUGUUUUUGAUAUAACACCGUAA